This is a messenger RNA of Cornus florida, 1815 nucleotides long. Its product is annotated as probable glycosyltransferase At5g03795. Gene Ontology annotation, molecular function: glycosyltransferase activity. The transcript is spliced from 3 exons. The record is from RefSeq and is a predicted model, not a curated record. Bases 192 to 1649 code for a protein of 485 amino acids. Lineage: Eukaryota; Viridiplantae; Streptophyta; Magnoliopsida; Cornales; Cornaceae.
CUGAGCCUAUGAGUGCUAUAAUAUUUGACUAAAUAAAAAAUAAAAAAUAAAAAGCAUCAUUUACUCUUUCUCGGGCUAUAUAAGCCUACAUGAUCCAUUGGUUCCAGACUCCUUAAGUCCAACAUCCAAAUAGACAACAGUUCAACGUCUCUCUCUCUCUCUCUCUCUCUAGAUCUCACUUAGCAGCCUGGAUGGCUCGUUCAAUUUUGGUACUCUAUUCUCUCUCUCGUCGGCGUAUCUCAGAUUCUUUUAGAGGUUUGUUCUUCAUACCUACAACCUUAGCUCUCCUCACAUCUCUCUUCAUUAUCUUCUACAUCUCUUCAACCUCAAAUCUCUUCAUUCAUCCCCACCAAACCCAUCUUCAAAUCAAACAAUCAUCACUUCAUUUUUCAUCAAUCUCUCCACCCACCAACCCAAUCAUCCAAAUUUCUGUUCACAAGCCCACCAAACUUCCAAUUUUUAAUUCACUCAAGCCAGAAGAAGUUGAGACAACACCUCUUUUAGCGGAGGAUGGUGAUGAGAAUCAUUUGUCAAAGGAACUUCAAACUGACUCAGAUGGAAACUUUGUGACUAAUGAGGUGUUCCAUGACAGAGAUAUUUUUCUGGAAAAUUAUAAAGAAAUGAAUAAAAGCUUCAAGAUAUAUAUUUAUCCUCACAGGCAUGAUGAUCCCUUUGCACACGCGCUCUUGCCAGUGGAGUUCGAGCCUGGGGGCAACUAUGCCAGUGAAAGCUACUUCAAAAAAGUUCUUGUGAAAAGCCAUUUCAUCACAAAAGAUCCUUCCACAGCAGAUCUCUUCUUUAUGCCAUUUUCGAUUGCAAGGUUGCGGCAUGACCCAAGAAUAGGAGUUGGAGGUAUCCAAGAAUUUGUCAGAGAUUAUAUCUUGAACAUUAGUCACAGCUACCCUUAUUGGAACCGGACAGGUGGGGUGGACCAUUUUUAUGUUGCUUGUCAUUCCAUUGGAAGGUCGGCGAUGGAGAAAGUUGAAGAAGUUAAAUUCAAUGCCAUUCAAGUUGUAUGCUCUUCGAGCUAUUUCCUGUCUGGGUAUAUUGCUCACAAGGAUGCAUCCUUGCCACAAAUAUGGCCAAGACAAGGGGAGCCCCCAGAUGUUGCUUCAUCAAAAAGGGAAAAGCUUGCUUUCUUUGCUGGGUCAAUCAACUCGCCAGUUCGCGAAAGGCUUCUUCAAGUGUGGACAAAUGACUCGGAGAUAUCUGUCCACUUUGGUCGGCUCACAACACCAUAUGAUAAAGAGCUUCUCGGGAGCAAGUUUUGCCUCCAUGUCAAAGGCUUUGAAGUAAGCACUGCUCGUAUUGGGGAUGCACUAUACUAUGGUUGUGUCCCUGUCAUCAUCUCCAACCACUACGAUCUCCCAUUUGCAGACAUAUUAAACUGGAGGAGCUUUUCAGUUGUUGUUGCGACAUUGGACAUACCGUUGCUCAAGAAAAUCCUCAAAGGGAUAAGCUUCAAUGAAUACCUACAGCUACAGAGCAAUGUGUUGAAGGUUCGAAAACAUUUCCAGUGGCAUGAUUCCCCAGUUGACUACGACGCAUUUUAUAUGGUUAUGUAUGAGUUAUGGCUCCGACGUGGUUCCAUGAGAGUUGCAUUUAGUCCUUUUGUGGCUGAUACUAUGUUGAAUAGUUCAUUCACCUAGUGGCAUCACUUGAUUAGUAUGAUUAUAUAUCCAUCUCAUUUUGUAAGUAUCUUGCAGUCACAAAUUGGAUCAUCAAUUUGUGCAUUGAAGUUUUUUUAUCCUAAUUUCCCAACACGUACAUUGAAGUUCAUCUUAUAGAAAAUAAUUUCAUAUUUGUUUAAAAUAA